Molecule: messenger RNA, 1941 nt
Organism: Thunnus maccoyii (southern bluefin tuna)
Lineage: Eukaryota; Metazoa; Chordata; Actinopteri; Scombriformes; Scombridae
Product: transmembrane protein 121-like
Exons: 2
Coding region: 204-1196 (330 amino acids)
Source: RefSeq, a predicted model, not a curated record
GGCUAAUAUCUAUCAAAAGCCUCGAGCUGCUGGAGAAAGAACAUCUGAUCUCCCACCUACACCACUCUCUGAAGCAGUGGCCUCUAGAGGAACUGCAGCAGAGCAGACUUCAGCACCGUGGUGUUUCUUCUUCUUCUCUCCCUGUUCACUGCACCUGUUUUAUCACCUGGUUUUACUCCUAAAAAAGUCAAACCAGACCAGCAAUGGUUAACCCGCGACCUGCUACUAACAAGCCCCACGUCUGCCUCACGGCAGUCCUGAUCAUGGCCAGCCUGGCGCUCAUGGACGCCUACCUGGUGGAGCAGAAUCCAGGUUCCAGGACGAUUGGCAUGUGUGUCACCGUGCUGGCAGGCGAUGCAUGUUUCCUCAUUGUGCUUCGAUAUGUUGCUCUCUGGGCUGGGUCGGAGGUGCACACAGCCAGACGAGGCUACGCCAUGAUGCUCUGGUUCUUUUACAUCUUCAUCCUGGAGAUCAAGGUCUACUUUGUUUAUCAGAACUACAAAUCUCAGGAUGUCGAAGCGAUGGACGCAGGUGCAUCCAGGACAGCUCUUACGUUGCUGUUGUCUGUCUGCAUGCCCAUCGUGUUCAUAACACUGGCAGCGAUAGAUCAUUUGGAGUAUUUGAGGCCAUAUAAGAAGAGAGAGGAGAUAAGGAGUCGUCUCUUCUGGGUGGUGUUGGACCUGCUGGAUGUUGUGGACGUUCAGGCCAACCUGUGGGAGCUUCAGGGGGAGGGGCUCCCCCUGUGGGUGGAAGGACUCAUGUUCUUCUACUGCUACAUCCUGUUGCUGGUGUUACCUUGUGUCUCCCUGAGCGAGAUCAGCAUGCAGGGCGUGAACAUCGUCCCGCACAAAAUGAUGCUCUACCCCAUCCUCAGUCUCGCCACCAUCAACAUCAUCACCCUCCUGAUUCGCGGGGGAAACCUGCUAGUUUAUGGCGACAUCAGAGUCUCAGGGAUUAUGAUGGGAAAGAAUGUGAUCGCCAUAGUGGUGAAGAGCUGCAGUCUGGUGCAGUACAGAAAACACCGGCUGGCUUCUCCUCCUGCAGAUCGAGGCACUGACAUGCAGAAGAACUCCCUGGGUGAUGUCCAUAUAUUCAAGACCCAGUCUUUGCCGGUGCUGCCCAGAGUUGUGAUCGAGGACUUCACCUCCACACCAGAGGAGGAGGAGGAGGAAUGCAAUGACAGCAAGCAAACAUGAGCAAGGACAAGAUAAAGCCAGGGGGAAAACAAAUAACCCCAGGCCAAGUAAGACGGCUGCACCAAACCAAGAUACUUGAAACUCCUUCACUUGGGGGCACAACUCACUCUUAACUUGGAGUUGUCCACUGUUUACCACCAGAGAACCAUGGCCUCAGACCCUCAUCAACCCUGUCCAAGUCCAAGGGAAGAGGGGAAUGUACAAGAUGCAGGACUCCAACGCAACAUACCCGGGUUCACAUCCCACAUCCCGUGUGUUGUUGGGUUUAGGCAACAAAAGCACUUUGGUUAGGGUUAGUGAAAGAUCAUGAUGUGGCUUAAAUGACCACAGUCUUUCCCUAACCUUAACCAAGCGCUACCAGAGCCUAAACAUAACCAUAAAAACUUUAAUACUGUUGUAGGCUACUUUCCUCUAUCACAGAUAUUGUACUGCAAGAUCGGAUUUUUUGGUGGGAAAAAAAGAAGUAGGUAUGUCUGUGAACAUUUCACUCAUAUGUUUGGUGUCAACAUUUUUGCAAGUUGCCAAAUAUGUCAAUUAAUAACAUUUUCUCCUUAUGUUGAGAGAAACUUGAUUCAUUAUGCAUUACAUCUCUGGCAAAAUGUAUUUGCAGUUGCAAUUUUGUUGUAUAUGAAUGUAAUUUCUAGGAGACAUCUCAGAACGUGCUGAAAGUCACAGUCUGAUGAAGUCAACGCAAAGAUGAUAGUCAGAUACACAAAAUAAACUGUGUUCUUGUCUAGCCGACUGC